AUGCUCUGCCUUGCCAAGAAUCCCGAAAAGCAGGCCAUACUCCGAGAGGAGGUGAUGAAGAUACUACCCCACAAGGACUCGGAUUUCACGAAGGAAUCCAUGAAGAACGUUCCCUAUUUGCGUGCCAGCAUCAAAGAGUCGCAUCGGAUGUACCCGCUGGCUGUUAUGAAUGCCCGAGUUCUCAAUCGGGACAGCGUUUUGAGCGGAUACCAAGUGCCAGCUGGUACCUGUGUGUCGAUGGUUCCCCUGAGCUUGCUAUCAAGCGAGGAGCACUUCCCCAAGGCUGCUGAGUUCCUGCCAGAACGUUGGAUUCGUAACGCCACAGACUCCAACGGGCAAUGCCCGGCAAAUGACUUGAAGCUGAAGAAUCCGUUUGUGUUCUUGCCCUUCGGAUUUGGACCCCGGAUGUGCGUUGGAAAGCGCAUCGUGGACAUGGAGCUCGAGCUGGGCAUCGCUCGACUCAUUCGGAACUUUAGCAUCGAGUUCAAUCAUCCCACGGAGAACGCUUUCCGCUCCUCCCUGAUCAAUUUGCCCAACAGACUAUCGAAUGCCUCUCAGGUGGGCUCCUGCAUUCAGCUGCUGCUCGAGUACGGAGCCUCUCCGAAUUUGGUGGAUCAGGGCGAGUUCACGCCCUCCACCAUGUGCUAA
Molecule: messenger RNA, 648 nt
Organism: Drosophila miranda
Lineage: Eukaryota; Metazoa; Arthropoda; Insecta; Diptera; Drosophilidae
Product: probable cytochrome P450 12a5, mitochondrial
Exons: 2
Coding region: 1-648 (215 amino acids)
Molecular function (GO): oxidoreductase activity, acting on paired donors, with incorporation or reduction of molecular oxygen; monooxygenase activity; heme binding
Source: RefSeq, a predicted model, not a curated record